AUGACCACUUUACAAGUCUACGCGCAUAGACUGGGUGACUCCAACUUGGCUACCAACCUAAAAGUCACCAUCGCAAACGAGCUUAGAGAUCAAGUAGAAGUCUUUCAGACAGCUGAAUAUCCUAAAUUUCUGUCAACACUAAUUCCUGUAUUCCUUGACAUUCUACGAAACGAGCAGCCUGUGUUCAUUAGCAAUGCACCAGAGCAAAAAUUACGAAACAUCAUACUAGAGAUAAUAUAUCGACUGCCACAGACAGAGGCAUUAAAAGAAUACGUCCCAGAAUUAUGUAAAGCAUUAAUGAUGAUACUACGCGUAGAAAACGAAGACAAUGCAGUUGUUUGUGUCAAAAUAAUUAUUGAUUUGCACAGAUCAUUUCGACAAGUAUUAGAAGAUCAAGUUCAACCCUUUUUGGACAUUGUACAGGAAAUAUUUCAAAAUAUGGAACAGACAGUCAAAGAUGCUUUUGACAAUCCAGAUCAGAUUGCUACUCCGUUGUCCGCAGCAUCACCACGCCCAAUGUCACCUGCUGCAGAAGCACCAGAAGUCCCAACAAAAGUGCUGGCAAAGAGCAUGUUCAGUUUCAAAGUGCUUACAGAAUGUCCAAUUAUUGUAGUGCUUCUAUUCCAAUCCUAUAGACGUUCUGCAGCAGAUAAUAUCAUGAGGUUUAUUCCUCUCAUCUUUCAGACACUCAGUUUACAAGCAAAGCCUCAAAUGGAAGCAGCGAAUGCAGCAGCAGCAAAAGGCGAAGUGUUUGUGGGUGUUAGUCCUGCUAUUAAACAGAAGAGUCUUUAUAACGAAUUCAUUGUUGCUCAAGUAAAGACGAUGUCUUUUUUGGCUUACAUUCUCAGAAGCUACACGACACUAUUACGACCCUACCAAAAUCAAAUACCAGACUUUGUCUUGAGAUUGCUGCGAGAAUGUCCUGCUGAAUCAUCUGCCACACGCAAGGAAUUGUUGGUUGCCACUCGUCAUAUUCUAUCAACUGAUUUUCGAACAUCUUUUGUGCCGAAAAUCGACUUGUUGUUAAAUGAAAAGGUUUUAAUAGGAACAGGCGUUACUGCACAUGAUACUUUAAGUAUGCUUGCCGAUCUUAUUCACCAUAUUCGUGCAGAACUUUCAGCUUCACAACUUUCCCGCACCAUUUAUAUCUACAGCUGUAAUUUACACGAUGCUACACUGGCUCCCAGCAUUCAAACAAUGUGUGGGAAGCUUUUGUUGAACUUAAUUGAUUGCAUAAUGAAGAUUCCCGAUAAAUCAGAAGGACGAAAUUUACUUAUGCGUAUACUAGACGCUUUUGCUAGUAAAUUUGAAGCACUAAAUAUUCAAUUCAGUUCCUAUGUUAGACAGUACAAAAAGAAAAAGCAGACCACAGAAGAACCAGCCAAGGAAGAAACAAUAAACGACUUUGAUUUCGAUCGUGCGCGAUCUAUUCACACAGCAUCAUUCAUACCCGAAGCAGCACAUGAUGGCAUUAAAGAUGGUCGAUUCUUGUUCAAGAACUUGGCUAUUGGUCUUAAGCCAUUGUUCAUUGGCCUUCGUCAUUGCAACCCACCACCACCUACUGGACAAGAUGUCAACAUGCAAUUGUACGCCCAAUUUGCUCGAGGCUUUUCUCAAGAGGAUGUUCAGUUAUUUGUGCGCUUGUUCAGAGAAGGACUGAAAUGCUUUGAAUAUUACAAUGUCGACAAUUAUGGUUCAGAUGGUUCUUUGCCAGACUAUGCAGCACCUGAGGAAGAACGCAUGAAAGACAAUUGGACAAUUGGUUCUACAGAAACUUGUCUAAAACUCAACCCUCAACAGAACGGUGAAAAGGAAGUGUUGGAUACGUUUCCCAUUGUCUUUACUUUGCUUGAUCCUGCCGUCUUUCAAGAGUUGUUUGCAUCACAAAUCGACUUUUUCUACGAACGCAUGCUUAUCAACACAUCGCUCUUACAUCUCUCCCAAUACUUUUUGGUGAAUGAAAUUACUACACAGGGAUUUGCAGGUAUCCUGCUUCGAUUCUUGGUAGACCGAAUCGACCAAUUAGGUGAGGAUAGUCUUCACUAUUCUGCUGUCAUGCUUCAUUUAUUCCGCCUUACAUUUAUGGCUGUGAAUUUGUUUCCUGACGCUAAUGAAAGUAUCCUCCAACCUUACUUGGCAAAUCUAGUCAUGUCAUGCUUCAAACUUGCUGCAAAAGCAAAAGAACCCGCCAACUACUUCUUGUUGCUCAGAGCUUUGUUUAAAAGUAUAGGCGGUGGUCGAUUCGAAUUGCUCUAUAAAGAAGUGUCUCCAUUGUUGCAAGUCAUUUUGGAAAACUUGAACUCCUUACUAUCACUUGCACACAAGACAGACAUGCGUAACUUGUUUGUCGAAUUGUGCUUAGCUGUACCUGUACGUCUUAGCACAUUACUGCCUUACCUUCCUUAUUUGAUGCGUCCCUUGGUCAUUGCUCUUCAAGCAGAUCAAGAUCUUGUAUCUCAGGGUUUACGAACAAUGGAAUUGUGUAAUGAUAACCUAAAUCCCGAGUUUUUGGAUCAUAUUAUGGCUCCUGUCAUGUCAGAACUCAUGGAUGCUCUGUGGAAACAUCUUAAGCCUUUACCUUACAAUCAGCAGCACAGCCAUGCUGCCAUGCGUAUCCUAGGUAAACUAGGUGGCCGAAACCGUCGAAUGUUAAAGAGUCCACCAAAGCUUGGAUUCAAUGCUCGCAUUGAAAACGGUGUUUCGGUUGAAGUUGUCUUUGAUCCUAGUCCUACACCACAUACACUUCCAUUGGAUAAAUGCCUAGACAUUGCAAUUCAUGCACUCGUCACACCUCAGACCGAUAUUGUUUACAAAAAACACGCAUACAACUUUUUGAAGACACACUUGGUUCUUAUGCUGGAAUUAGACGAAGGUCCUGAUGAUUUAGCCGAGACGCUUUACAAAAGAGUAAAAAAACAGUUCAUUGAUCGUCCUGAAGAUCCUACAAAGUCAUCAAAUACUUCUCUGUUAACACAAAACAUGGGCCGUAUCAAUGUAGACGAAGAUAAUUCGGUCGUAGGCAAUACCUUAAGCGAGACCGGUAUGAAGCCCAAGCGAUUAGCAGGCAAUGGAUACACAAAAUAUGUCUCUAAACGUAUGGCCCAAGAAGAGGCUCUCAAGUCUAUUUUAGUGUCUGUCAUGACUGCAUCUAUUAUUGAUGAAUUAAGUGAAGACGCAUGGAGCUUCUUCCUUAAUAUCUGUCGCCAUUUCACUUUGCUUCAUAUCGGCGAGGCAAUCGAAGCUAAAGAAAAUGGACGCAAGCCUUUGGCGAAUAUGAUGGAUGAACGUUUAGCUGUGCAGCAUUUGAAUACAACAAUUUUGGUAGAAGCUAUUGUAGAGAUCAUGUCUUCUUCACAAAUCCAACUUCGUAAACGAGGUGAAGAAGCUUUGCAUGCUUGCUAUAAUGUCGCAGCAACUAUAUUGGGAUACAAAGAAUACAUUAACCAAUUGCCCAUUUUCCGUGUCUUUGCAUCUCAAUUCUGCUCCUGCUGUUACAAGCCAGAAUGGUUCAAGAAGCGAGGUGGUUGCCUUGGUAUCUCUAUCAUGAGUUCACAGCUUGAUAUGGGUACUAAAUGGAUGCGUGAGCAUGAGCUUGACUUUAUUCGCUCUCUUCUCUUUGUCCUCAAAGAUGCAUCACCUGAAAUGGCCAAUGUUAAUACAGAAGAAGCCACUCAAACGCUUUCUCAUGUACUCAAGGUCUGUAAUGGCCCUGAAGAUGGAGAAUCCCCAGAGGCUCAACAAAAGUUCCAAAAUUUGAUUACUCUCUUGCUUAGUGAACUCUCUAAUUCUAACAGUGCUGUUCGAGAGACAAUUCAAUCUUCCUUCCAACUUUUAGCUGAUCUAACUGGCAAUGAAGUCACUGAACUCUUGGCUCCGGUUCGCGAACGCUUAGUGGCGCCCAUCUUUGCUAAACCCUUACGUGCAUUGCCCUUUGCUAUGCAAAUUGGUCACAUUGACGCCAUUACGUAUUGUUUGACAUUGCGUCCUCCAUUCUUGGAAUUCAAUGAUGAACUAACUCGAUUGUUGCACGAGGCACUUGCUUUGGCCGAUGCUGAAGAUCAAGCUCUGGUCAGUCGUAGUUCACAAUACAAAAAUACAACAUCUUUGAUGAAUUUACGUAUUGUCUGCAUUAAGCUUUUAUCAGCAGCACUUGCAUGCUCUGAUUUUAGUAGCCAGCGACAAACACACACUCGUGCUCGUAUCAUCCAAGUAUUCUUUAAAUCGCUUUACUCAAAAUCAAUUGAGGUUGUAGAAGCUGCUCAUCGUGGGUUGAAACAAGUAUUGGCACAGCAGCAUAAGCUACCAAAAGAACUCUUGCAACAAGGUCUUCGCCCUAUUUUGACAACACUAUCUAAUCAUAAAACGUUAAGUGUUGCUGGUCUUGAAGGUUUAGCAAGGCUGUUGGAGUUAUUGACAAACUAUUUUAAGGUCGAAAUCGGUAAAAAGCUGUUGGAUCACUUGAAACAAUGGGCUGAACCAAAGGUGCUUCAAGAAGCUGCUGGUAAACCACUCAGCGAAAAUCACGAAAUCAAGAUCAUUGUGGCUAUCCUCAAUAUCUUCCACUUGCUUCCUGCUGCUGCUCAUAUAUUCCUAGACGAUUUGGUUACAGUUGUAUUAGAAAUGGAAGGUCAUUUGCGUCGCUCAGUAUCUAGUCCUUUCAGACCUAAUUUGAUCAAGUAUCUCAACCGAUACCCAGUAGAAACAGUUGCUUACUUUUACGAGAGACUGGACAAUGUUCAAUGUGCACAAUUGUUUACCGACAUCUUGAAUACAGAAUCUGCUGCUCGUUUACGAGAAGAAGUAGCCAAUACUUCAUCCGAAUUAGUCGCCAAGACGUUCAAAUCAGCCAAAGUCAAGACAGAUGCACCUUCCUUCAACGCACUUUAUUAUCGUGGUGUCAUGCUUGUUCAUACUCUUGUAAACUACAAUACUGAGUAUCUUAUCUCACAUCGCGAGGUGUUAGAUUGCUUGCUUGAAUUAUGGCGAAAACGUCAAGAAAAAGUGUUGUCUCAACAACAAAAAGAGGAAGAACAAUAUAGUCUAAUGGCUACUCGAGAGCUGCUUUUGUUGGCCAAAAUCUUUGUAGAUUAUCUGCAGAAGAACACGAAUGAGAUUGAUGUUAUUUUCGAUUUGGUUGCUUUGUUCGCCCAUGAAUCUGUAGCUGACUUGUCCUUUUUACAACGUUUCUUUUUAGAAAGCAUUGCUCUCAAGUCUUCAGCCAAACAAAAGCGAUUGAUUCUUGAAAAGUUCUUGACUAUAUUUACUGACAAUACUGUGCCUUCUAAUCUCAAGAUGAUGGCCUUACGUCAAGUGGUCAAUCCAUCUUUAUUAGCAACAUUUGUUCGCAAAGAUGCUGACUUUGGAGAAAUCUUGGAUGCCAAUAUGAUGGAGCGACUAGAUGAAAAGAUUUGGGCCAGUUUGAUGAUGGAGUCCUCAGAAGACAACCAAUAUAUCGAAGACUCACUUCGUAUUGAACUCCUGCAGAUGACUGCCAUGAUUGUCCAAUAUGCACCUCAUUUAUUAGCUGAUCGCCGCAAAGAAGUUAUCAAAUUUGGAUGGAACUAUCUUCGUCUUGAAGACGCUACAAGCAAGCAAGCAGCUUAUGUGCUGAUUGCACACUUUAUUGCGGCUUAUGAUACACCUAGCAAGAUCGCUAUUCAAAUCUAUGCUGCUCUGCUACGUGCACACUCGUCUGAAGCCCGUGUAUUGGUCAAACAAGGCCUCGAUAUCAUUGCACCUGUGCUUCCAGUUCGUAUUGCACCUCAAGAAAACGAGCGUAUUCCAACCUGGGUUCGCCUAACGCGUAAGGUAGUUGUGGAAGACACUCACAGUAUUUCUCAAAUGGUCAAUGUCUAUCAAUUGUUGAUCCGUCAUUCUGACCUUUUCUUUGAAUAUCGAGAACACUUUUUGCCUCAAAUUGUCAACACACUUCCCAAGCUUGGCUUGCUUCAAAAUGCUACACCAGAACACAAAUUGCUGACAGUAGAAUUAGCCGAACUUAUCAUCAAUUGGGAAAAGAAGCGCAUCGAGAUACAAGAACAAGAAUUCAAUCAAGAAGCAUCUUCUCCUGGUUCUCCCUCUAAGCGCAAGAUGGAUAUCGAUGAAAGCGAAUCAAGUUCAGAUAUGGAUACUGAUACCAACCCUAACAAAAAGGCUCAGGUGCAAACAUCAUCUGGCGAAGUAAAGGCUGUACCCUCUUCGACUACAUCUACAGGACACAAAGAGUAUUCUCCUAGUCUUACUUUGCGUGAAAACGUUGUUGGUUAUCUUGUUCGUCUUGCUUGUAUGGUGUUUAGUCCAACAGACAUGAUUCAAAAGCGCCUUGUUCAAAGAACCAUUGAAUUAGUCAAGUCUUUCUUAAAGCCUGGGCUUUGGCCUGAUGUUCAUGUACGCUUUAGUCAUUUGGAGCGUUCGCUCAUUUUCAAAGAAGCUAAUGAAAUGAUUGUCUCAAGUGUCUGUAGUGCUCUGGAGAUCUUGAAUGCAGAUAUUUCUCACCGUGAAACAAAUUGGUUUAUGACAAAUAUCGGUCAAUUUAUUCGAUGCGAGAACUCGCGCAUUCAAACUGCAUUGUAUCCUGUGUUGGCUCAUGUGAUUGAAGCCGUCAACGAGAAUAAGGUUAGCUUGAUGGCUACUCCUCAGGCUGCUAUUACGUCUUCAACUACUCCAACCGCUGCUAGUACACCUAUGGCAACGCCUCCCACUGCAGCUGCGAGCCCUGCUACUGUUAAUACACCUCUUGAAGCCUCGCCUGGCGAGCCUAUGAAUGAAGAUACUUCUAAUGCAACAUCUUUAGAAGAUGCAAACAAUACAGAAAUGACAAAUGGUAUCAAACAAGAACCAGAGAUCCAGAAAGUAGAACAGCCUCCUGAAGUGGUUGCUUUUAUGAAUCUAAUCGAUACCACUAUUCAAGAAGGAUUAAGUAGUAUGAGCAAUAUCUUUAGUGUUCUCAAGCUACUACAGGCUGCCAGUUCAAGCGACAGUGAAUACUUGGAUCCAUACGUACCAGGCAUCAUCAAGAUGCUUCAGUUACUGACUAAAGAGCAUACUUUGCCCUCACAUUCUGCUUCUAAUAUGCCUUAUGAUUCACAAGUCAACCUGUUGAUCCUAGGCUUAUCAUUGCUUAAGAAGCGUAUCGUUUAUUUAGGUGACCAACGUCGAUGGUUCUUGACUUGCUUGAUUCAGCUAAUUGAAAAGUCCCCCGAUGUUACUCUUUUACGAAACAUACUAGACAUGUUAAGUGAAUGGGUACUGGACAGAAUAGAACCUAUUCCUACUAUUAAAGAAAAGGCUGGUUUACUUGGCAAGAUGAUGACAGUAGAAACGCGUCAAAACACAAAGCUGACAGAAGACUUUUUGAAGCUGGUGUUCAAGAUUUAUAAUAACCCUGAAUUUGCUCGCUCUGAAUUGACAGUUCGUAUGGAACAUGCGUUCUUGUUGGGUACUCGUAAUGAAAACCCUGAGAUCAGAGCACAAUUCAUGUCUAUCUUUGACAAGAAUGUUGAUCGACUCUUGCCUACGCGUCUCAACUACAUUUUGGGAGUGCAAAACUGGGAACCAUUGGCAAAUCAUUUUUGGCUACAUCAAGCAUUGGACCUAUUAAUUGGAUCGGUCAAGAUUGAUACUCAAGUAUCUGCUCCUUAUACUUUGAAGGUGAAGCCUAUUAGCAUCUUUGGUAACCAAGCAAGCGACAUUAAUGAAAUGGAGCUGGAUAUUCCUGAUAAUGUAUCAGAAAUCAUCAAGCAGCAUAGAUCGUUUUUGAAGAACCUUCAAGGUAUUGAUGUGACGGAGACAUUAGAUGAUAUUCGUCAAUUGCAAUACUUGAGCGACGAUGCUGCAUUUAAGCUUUGGGUCGACCUGUUCCCUAUGUGCUGGUUAGCUCUUUCAAAUGCUGAGCGUCACGACAUAUCAAAGGCAUUAACGAUCUUGCUUUCAAAAGACUAUCAUAGUAAACAAUCUGAACAAAGACCUAAUGUGAUUCAAGCUAUUUUGACCGGUAUCUCCAAUACAAAACCAACCAUACCAAUCCCUUCUCAUUUGAUCAAGUAUUUGGGCAAAACACAGAAUUGCUGGCAUACUGCUAUUGAAAUGCUUCAAAGACAAGCUAUUACAGGUCGCUUAGUGGAUAUUUCACGAGAAGAGCAACUCAAUCAGCAGCGUACACUGGAUGCACUCGCUGAAUUAUAUUCUUCUUUGAAUGAAGACGAUAUGUUUUAUGGUCUUUGGCGUCGUCGUAGUGUUUAUUCUGAAACAAACAUGACAGUUUCCUGUGAACAAUGUGGCAUGUGGCAACAAGCUCAACACAUGUAUGAAAACAUUCAGAUAAAGGCUCGUGGUGGUGUUUUGCCUCAAGCAGAAUCUGAAAGUAUGCUGUGGGAAGAGCAUUGGAUUAUGUGCACUCAGAAGUUGCAACAAUGGGACAUCUUAUCAGACCUAGCUAAGCAUGACAAUAAUACAAGUUUAUUACUCGAAUGCGCAUGGCGUUUGUCUGAUUGGACUGCCGAACGUGAAUUGUUGGAGCAAUCCUUACACCAGACUAUGGAUUUGCCUUUACCACGUCAAAAAGUAUUUGAAGGAUUCUUAUCUUUGAUCAAAUCUCAAACUAGUCAAGACAAAUUACCUGAAUUCACUCGCAUUUGUGAAGAAGGUGUUCAACUUGCACUUCGAAAGUGGCAUUCUUUACCUCCUGUAGUAACUCAAAGCCAUUUGCCUUUACUGCAAACAUUCCAGCAGUAUUUGGAGCUAUCAGAAGCUAGUCAAAUAUUUAAGAGUUUGUCUAGCACGAAUGCUCAAAACCUGGAUCAACGGUCAGCUGAAUUACGUAGUAUCCUCGGCACUUGGCGUGAACGUUUGCCUAACAUGUGGGAUGAUAUUAAUAUCUGGAGCGACCUUGUUGCAUGGCGUCAACAUAUCUUUAGUGCCAUUAACCGUACCUACUUGCCAUUGAUUCCUUUGCUUCAGCCUGCUCCUGGACAAAAUAAUGCAAGCAGCGGACAUUCUUAUGCUUAUCGUGGCUACCAUGAAACAGCUUGGAUUAUUAAUCGAUUCGCACAUGUUGCUCGUAAGCACCAGCUUUAUGAUGUCUGUAUUAAUUACUUGACCAAAAUCUACACACUUCCAAAUAUUGAAAUUCAGGAAGCUUUCUUGAAACUUCGCGAACAAGCCAAAUGUUACUAUCAAAAUGCUAGUGAAUUGACUGCUGGUCUCGAUGUCAUCAACAACACGAAUUUGAUGUAUUUCACACACCAACAAAAAGCAGAGUUUUUUACGCUGAAAGGUAUGUUCUUGGCAAAGUUAAACCAUAACAACGAAGCCAAUGAGGCUUAUGUCAACGCUGUUCAAAUUGAUAUGACUUUACCUCGUGCCUGGGCUGAAUGGGGCCGCUACAAUGAUCGCCGAUUCAAGGAAAACCCUAAGGAUUUAUCAUGGGCAAACAGUGCUGUUAGCUGCUAUUUGCAAGCUUCUGGUCUGUACAAAAACGCUAAAGCUCGCAAACAUCUCUUGCGCAUCUUGUGGCUCUUGAGUUUGGAUGAUCAAAAUGGUACUAUUUCUCGAGCUGUUGAAAAUUAUAAGGGUGAUUGGCCAGUCUGGUAUUGGAUCACGUUCAUUCCUCAGCUGUUGACAGCUCUCCAACAUCGUGAAGGUAGACAUGCUCGUACUAUUUUGAUACGUAUUGCCAAGCAGUUCCCACAAGCACUUCACUUCCAGUUAAGAACAGCUAAAGAAGAUAUGCUGAAACGUGCUAGUGUCUUACAGGCUAGUAUGGCGGCUGAAGCAGCCCAGCAACAGAACACGACAAUAUCUUCAUCAGAAGGCAAUUCUACGAAUGGUACUAAUACCAAUACGGCCGUUAAUGCUACAGCAGCAGCAGCAGCCAAUACUUCGCAAGAUACAGAAGAAACUAAAGACGAGACAGCUAAACAUAAGGAAGAAAAUGCGGAGGAAAAGAAAGAAGACCCAAUGGAUACAUCGGAAGAUAGUGCAAGUAAGGAAAAAUCAACUGAAGAUGAUGAUCAAAAGAAAGAAAAUGUUGCUGUCAAGGUAGAAGAAACAGCAGUAACAAUUCCUCAACAGUCGAAUGGUACGCCUGUUAUUGCUGGUCAAACUUCACCUACAACAAGCACUGCAAGCGAAACCAAAUCCGCUACAGGAACACCACAGCAACAGCAACAAGCAUCUUUUCCUAAUGUAACACCUGUUGCAGCAGUGCCUUCCAAUGGAACGAGUGCUCAACAGCGUGGCCCAUUACCUUCUCAAAUCAACAUUGCAACCACGGCUACUACUGCAAGUCCCCUAGAUGAAAUCAUGUCUAUGCUUAAGACAGGCUAUCCAUUAUUAGCCUUGUCGAUGGAGACAAUGGUAGAUCAAAUUCAACUCAAAUUCAAGCCUCAAGCUGACGAAGACAUGUAUCGAUUGGUUGUUGCUUUGUAUAAUGAAGGCGCACAACAAUUGUUGACACGAUUGAGUAACCCCAACGAUACUUUUCAAUUGACACAUGCUACUGUAGCUAACAUUCACCGAUUUGCAGACAGUCUUUAUCCCGGACACAUGAAGACCGCCUUUGUGAAUGACUUUGCAAAGUCUAAACUGAAUCUUGAAGAAUAUGUUGCUAAACUGAGAUUAUGGCGAGACAAGUUUGAAGCUAUGUUGGAUGCCCGUCCUCGUAAGCACAAGCUGGAAGCCUCUAGCCAUUACCUUGUUGAAUUCCAGCAUCAAAAGUUUGAUGAUGUCGAGAUUCCUGGUCAAUACUUGAUGCUCAAGGACAAUGCAAAUGACUUUUUGCGUAUUGAUCGGUUUUUACCAGAAGUAGAGAUUAUUCGUAGCUACGGAAAUUGUUGUCGUCGUUUAACUAUUCGCGGUAAUGAUGGUACGCUUCAUCCUUUCUUGAUUCAAAACCCUGUCGCACGUCAAUUCCGUCGUGAAGAGAGAUUGAUGCAAUUGUUCCGUAUGUUGAAUUAUAUCCUCGAAAGACGCAAAGAAAGUCGUAUGCGUAAUUUGCAAUUCCAUUUACCUGCUAUUGUGCCUCUUGCUCCCAAUGUUAGAAUGGUGCAAGACGACCCCUCUUACACUUCUUUAUAUGAUAUCUAUGAGGAUCAUUGUGAUAGCGUACAAAUGCACAAGGAUGACCCCUUGGUUUAUUUUGUAGAAAAGUUCAAAAACAAUGUCAAUACUCAAAAAGAUGUUGUAAAUCAAAAGACAGAGCUCUUGAAUCUGCGUAUGGAAAUCAAUGAUUAUAUUUCAGCAAACAUGGUUCCCUCAAAUAUUCUUAGCAAGUAUUUGUUUAAAACGAUGAGCUCAUAUACUGAUUAUUGGAUGUUACGCAAACGUUUUACUGGACAAUACGCUACAGCUACUCUGAUGGCCUACAUCUUCAGUGUUGGUCAUCGUAUGCCACACAAGAUUAUGAUUUCCCGAAGUACAGGCAAUGUUUGGAUGACUGAACUCUUACCUGGUUGGAAUGCAGCAAACCCAUUGUUUGGCAAUGGUGAAGCUAUUCCUUUUAGAUUCACACCUAAUAUUCAAGAAUUCAUUACACCCAUUGGCGUUGAAGGCUUGUUUACAAGUUGCUUGAUGGCCACUGCACGCUGUUUAACAGAACCUGAAUUUGAAUUAGAUCAAUACCUCUGUCUUUUUGUGAGAGACGAACUUGCUACCUGGCAUUUGGCUAAUCAUCGCUCAGUAACAGAUGCUCAGUUUAGAGAAAGAAUCAAUACCAAUGUACUUCAAGUCCAAACAAAAGCACAAUUCUUGUCUUGUAAAGCUGAUAGAGAAAAGACGCUGAACGCAGGAAAACCAUUGAAUCAAAAUGUAAUUGACUUGAUCUCUCAAGCUAGUAAUCCUCAAAAAAUGGCACAAAUGGAAUGCACUUGGAUGCCUUGGUUAUAAUUC
This is a messenger RNA of Gilbertella persicaria, 11886 nucleotides long. RefSeq lists its product as uncharacterized. The transcript is spliced from 12 exons. Gene Ontology annotation, biological process: DNA repair; regulation of DNA-templated transcription. NCBI's taxonomy places the organism in Eukaryota, Fungi, Mucoromycota, Mucoromycetes, Mucorales, Choanephoraceae. Gene Ontology annotation, cellular component: nucleus; SAGA complex; NuA4 histone acetyltransferase complex. Bases 1 to 11883 code for a protein of 3960 amino acids. Gene Ontology annotation, molecular function: transcription coregulator activity; protein binding. The record is from RefSeq and is a predicted model, not a curated record.